Messenger RNA from Leptosia nina, 303 nucleotides. The record is from the annotation of a GenBank genome assembly. Lineage: Eukaryota; Metazoa; Arthropoda; Insecta; Lepidoptera; Pieridae.
AUGGCACCCGAAAAAGAAACAAAAGAGUCAGAAGAUGUCAUGGAAUCGAUAGAUGAGUUGAAAGAGAGAUUAUCUUCCAUGAAACGAAUGAUGGAGGAGAGGAAAGCAGCUGGCGCUGGUACCAAGGAGCUGUUCCAAGGCCACGCGCCCAGCCUCGAAGGAACAAAUAUGAUCGAUGGUAGCUUCCUCAGCUUCGUCUUCGGGGGGUCAUUGGUUGUGAUCUUAAGCGUGUCAUUUUACGCCUUUUAUAACCUAUAUCACGCGGUUUUAAAGAAAUUCCCUUCGCCGCACACCGAGUUGUAA